UUGAUAUCAUAACUAUCAGUUGAUUUUAUAAACUUUGCUGAGAUAGGAGCUUGUGCGGAAUAAAAUAAGAACAAAAACAAAAUGAUUAAAUUAUUAAUACUUAUAAUUGCAAUUGCUGAAGUUUUUAGUCUAGAAUGUUAUAUUUGUGAAAAUUUUGAAACAGCCCGUUGUUUAAAACCUGAAAAGUAUCAAGAUAUAUUAUUAAAAGAAUGUGGACGUAAUGAAACUAAAUGUGCCCUACUGGUGGAGAAAACCACCGAUAUUUCUCUUAUUAGAAAGUGUGUAACCGAAAAUUUUAAAUGUGAUUCGUCAAAAUAUAAUUGUGAAACCUGCGAAACGGAUGCUUGUAAUACCGGCAAUGAAGUUAAGAAACCAAUACAAAAUGUCGUCACUGCAAAUUUGGUUAUGUCAAAUAUUUAUCGGAUUGGCGCUAUUGCUCUGGUGAUAACAGUACUGAUUAUUUGGUGUGUUAUCAAAAUAUGCCAGAAAAAAGAUGAUAUUGAUUAUGAGGAAGAUGAUGAUUGUGAUGAAUACUAUGAGAAUGAGACCAAUAUCGAUUUGGAAGAAACUAGCAUUCAGAAAUGCUAAAUAUGUACAUAUGUAUGUACUUCACCUCUAGAUACUGAUCUCGAUGUUUAAUUUUAAAUAAAUUCUUAUUACUAAGACGAUUCAUAUUUGUAAUCAUUUUAUUACUAAUGAUGAUUGUGUAUAUUAAAAAUAAGAUAUGUAAUUAUAAUGUA
Molecule: messenger RNA, 740 nt
Organism: Lucilia sericata (common green bottle fly)
Lineage: Eukaryota; Metazoa; Arthropoda; Insecta; Diptera; Calliphoridae
Exons: 4
Coding region: 82-588 (168 amino acids)
Source: RefSeq, a predicted model, not a curated record